CUCAGUCCACCACACGUUUAUUCCAAUCAGUAUAAAAACAUUUACUAAAUAUUAUUUCAAACACAGCGUUUUUCAAUCCAAUUGAAGCCGAUGGUAUAAAGACAAAUAUAUUCCUUAUAAAAGUAGAAGGAUUAUUUCCAUUACAUAAUCGGUCAAAUAUGUCAGCAAGAAAUAGCAAGGACAACCAGAAGGUUAUCCAACUAUACGUGACCGACCUUCGGAAGACGAUCUUGAAAGGAAAACAAUCCCAACAGCCAAGCCAUCCUGUUAACAAUGUUGCCAUUACUGGUAAUAACUUAGCAUCCUUGGUCAAGCUAAAGAAAGCGAUCGGCGCUGUUCUAGCAGAAAAUCUAGUCAGUGACAACACAAAUUUCGACAUUUAUGACGCCGAUUAUAUCCGGAUUGAUGACGAGAAUGUUGCAAGGCUGGAAAAUAACGACUGCUUAGUGUUAUUUGACCGCAACCAGAGUGAGCUUCCGCCUGGAUAUGUGUACGAGCACAGAAGCAGGAUACUUCCACACACGCGUGCGGUAACAAAUCAGGAGGGGAAGUUUUAUGGGUCGGAAGAGCACAACUUGGCUGCAUUCGCUAUCGCAGAAUUGGUCGACAAUUCUCUCACCGCCACAGCUCAUAACCACGGGAGGAGGAUAAUCGAAAUCCAAUUUCAUAACAAUGGUAUAAAAUCUUUUCUAGCUGUAUUAGAUAAUGGUUGUGGGAUGAAUUCAACGACACUUAAGAAGAGCUUAAGAUUCAAAGCACCAAAGGACUCGCGGCCUGAUGAUGUUUCCGGAUUACCCACACAACUCGCAACGCAGGAAAGUGGUGACGAAGUCAGGAAUGAGGAAAUUCACCCAAUGUAUCUCAACUCCAACAUUAGUAAAUUUGGAGCAGGGUUAAAACAGGCUGUCUUCUGGUUGGGUGGCGAGGCCAGAAUUAUUUCGAAGAGGACAGAAAGCAAAAACGUAUAUGAGAUUCUUUACUCGCGUGCAGAUAUGGAAAAAAUGGAAGCCCUGAAGAGCGAUGAUGCCUGGGAUGUCCUGAUUCGGACGGGUAACCUAGGAGAAAUCAGGGACACUACAGCUUCUCCAGUCCUGAAAAACUUUAUUAAAACGAUGGAAACCAAAAAACCAAGUUUCACCCAUAUUGUGAUCCAGAAAUUCGAAAAAGGCGAUGAUAAUUCUCCGCUGGAACUCCUUCAACGGACAGACAAUAGUGCCGAUAUUAAACCAAGCAUUGAAAAACAGUUGGCCCACAUUUACCAUUAUUAUCUCCACGGACGAGAUGGAAAUACUGGAAAAGCGUCGAAUAAUGACAACCUCAUCGAUAUCGUAGUGAGUCGAUUCGACUCGAAAGGAAAGCAAGUGUCACUUCUUAAACUACGUGACAUGACAGAAAACAAUUUAGAUUUGGAGUCAAGAUUCGUUCGCACAGCGGCGCCUGACCCGUUUCUGUUUACCUUUGAAGUUUCUAAGUCCCAACACAUUAAUGGAGCAAUGAACCAAACAUCCAAGAUUGGAGGCAUUAUUCGAUAUCACCCAUUUCAGUAUGACCGAGAAACACAUCCUAUGUUGGAAAGAAGCUCGAAAAAUUGUGCCAGGAGUAUUGAGGAAAGUGAGGCCAUCUUUGAAGAGACUGUUGAACUGUUUGAGGACAACAAUUACCGACACGUUAACAAUGGAUUUUUUCAUGUCUGGUGGAACGGAAGAUUAAUUCCUUGCACGAAAUUGGAUGCUUUACCCUGGUGCAGCCUUCCCGAGCGGGUCAAAAAUACCCACAAGCUGUGCAAAGCGUAUGGGCGCAUAUCAGGGUCCUUGUUUUACACAGGAGACAUUUGUGGAAUCACGGAUAAUAAGCUCAAUCUUACGACGACGACAACACUAUCUGAGAUGUUUAAUGAGAAGUUGAUUCAUUCACAGCAGUCGACAUUUCAACGAAUUAAAUGUCACGGAGGUAUUUUGAAACAGGAUCGUGAUGUGAGGAACGAUGUUAAAAAGAAUUUUGAAAAUUGGUUGAUGGAUAGUCAAGAAUAUGACAUGGAAGUACGCUAUUCCAAAAUCUUAGUAGAUUCCGCAAAGCAUCCCGUUACAAGCAAAUUUCGCACCAAAUCUGGUACAUUUACUUACUACCAAUAUGGGUCCGCAAAUUGGGAGGAUUUGGGAAUAACACUGCAAGUUGGAAAUGCAGUGAAAUUAAAUGGAAAAUGCAUGAUGGUAGGGAGGAUUAAAUCGUUCUACGUCCAAGCCGAGCAUUGUUACAAAGACCGGAAUGCGGAUAAUUCGAAUAGGCGACCUCUCAACGAAGUUUAUGCACCCGUUUCAUUUGUCGAUAUUGAACUCCAGCCUGUCCCUUAUUAUGCCGAUAAUGGAGAGGACACUAAAAUUAGUCGACACUCAAUGUCCCUGAUUGACAAUAAGGUUCCUUCACCAAGCGUAGAAACGAUGAUCAAGGAGUUGGCGGACAACCUAAAGCUAAAAUUUAAAGUUAUUCAAGAUCCAGGUCCCAAGUUUCAAAAUGGAUGCAAAAUACGAUCUGAUGGCAUUCUUUUCAAAUCGUUUGCACUUGACAUAGUCAAAGUAAAUGAUGAGACUUCGGUAAAUGGAUAUCUACCGUUCUAUAGACCAAAGCAUAAAAAGAUGUUUGUGGUUUAUCGGAUCCAUAAAAUUCAUAGCAAUAACUCUAAAGAAUUGCUUGAAACUGGAGGGGCCUGUUCUUAUGCAACACCAGGAAAAAAACCCAAUGGGUAUUAUUUCACUACCUUUGAUUUGAAGAAGACGGACUACUCAGAAAUAGGUGAUUAUGUCAUUACAUUUUAUGCAUACAUUUCCAGUCAGUCUGUCAACCAGACCAUUGAGUCUGCCCAAGCGACCAGGACCCCUACAAGAGACACCGAAACGUUCCCAUCACGAUCAAGAAAUAUUAGUUCAAGAGGGACAUCCUCUUCAUCACGAGAGCGAUUUGAAAUUGAGCCAGACUAUGAAAUAGAAGAGAAUUUAAAUGGGAGGAGAAUAUUAAAGGAUGGGAAAACCAGAAUACCAUUGCCGUGUUACGAAAUUAGGUAUUCUGUCGUUGCUGGAUGUCCGCAUAAAUUUGAGAUUGAGGAAUUCGGUGAUGACGAGCUUCGUAUUGGGAAAAGCUUUAAAGUUAUGCUAUCGUUUAAAGAUUGUAAUGAAAAUAUAGCCUCAGCAUCAGAUUUGAAGGAUGAAUUGACAAUUUUGUCUAGCAAACUUGUAAUUUCUUUAGUUCCAACCAAAACAUACCCUGAUUUUAAUCUUACCGCAACAAAUGGGGAAUUACUCAUUGAUGGAGAUACCCUAGUAAUCAGCGAUGUUGUAACGAUGGGCUCGUUAGAUGGGGCGGAGUUCAGAGAAACCCAGAUGUACGUGGAGUUAAUGCUCAACAACAUUUCGAAGAAAUGUCGCUCCUCAAAAAUCCGGUUUCAUCCAGGUGUACCAGAAAAAAUCGUGUGUCUACAAGAAUCUGUUCAAAUCGAAAAUAGAUGCAAGCCCAGCUUAUCUUGUCGAGUCCUCGAUUGUGCGGAUAACGUCAUUCUUAAAAAUGACAAGAAUCCCAUCAAGCUUAAAUGUAAAAUUUACAGAAUGUCUGACGGCCAAUUUCUCUUUGACAGAAUGUUACACGCAACAGAUGCCAAGCCCAACGAGAUGGAUGACGCAAUUUGUCUGGAUGAUUUUAAAACACCUGCAGUUGGUCAAGUCAAUUUGCUUUGUAAGGUAUCGUACGACCUGUACAGCAAUAUUGAGCCUAUAUCAGUUCCGAUCACAAUUACGCGGAGCACAAGACCAGAAGUGCUUCGAGUUUAUCGACGCACAAGUAAGGAUGAAGAAGAAAUUGUAGAAAUUGGUCAUGAAUCCUUUCAGACUGCCAAAAUUAUGGAUGAGUUGCACCUAAGCUGGGAACUGUAUGAUGGUAUGGGAAGAAAAAUUUUGUUUGACGCCAGUAAGCACAAACUCAGCGUUAAUUGGUCCAAGAGUUCAAGCCGUCCUGCAAUCCUAGAAAGUGGAAACUUGCCAAUAUUCAAAGUCCCAAAACGGACCAUCGACAAGGAUCCAUUUACUACAGAAGUGACAAUACUCGGAUUUGACGAACAACUACAACAUACCUUCUACUUGACUUCCUUACCAUUGGAACCUAACAGCUUGAGCGUGUCAUUUAUAGGGAGCAAUAAUUCCCGAGACGUCGUCCAAUAUCGGAUGGGUGAAAAAGUGCCGGAUGCAAUUGUAAAAAUUACGGACCGAUACAACAAUAUUUACACAAGUUUCUGCACGGAAGAGUUGUUCACAUAUGUAAAUGUUUCAGCGAAUGGAUUUAUUGUGAAAUUUAGUACCCUUUGUGAAGAUAUGGAAGAAGGAGGAUCAUUUCUAAUUUCUGACAUCCAAUUCGCAACUAUGGGGAGUCACCUACCCCUAGGAGAAAUUAUUUUAACGGUUACCUUUAGGCAAACUUUAUCUGGUGCUGUAAAAUUGUCCGUGGUCGCAGGUUCUCCAAAGCAACUUGCAUUUGUAAUUAAUGACCAGAAGCAACUACAACGAGGGACCUUUACUACUCCGAAUGGAUCACAAGUUCGAAUUUCGGCCAGUUUUAUGGAUGCAUCUAAUAAUUUUACUACGCCGAUGGUACCAAUAGAAGUGAAUUUUGUUCACAAAUUAACAACACAGGGGGUCGACAAGAUUGAGAAUGAGCGCGUUGUUUCUUCCAAGGAUGGGAUUGCAGAUUUUGGAUCCAUUGAAUUAGCCGUGAACGAAAAAUCCAGACCAAGUCGUGGUCCCCCUUGCGUGGUAAAUAUUAAGGAUUGUGGCGGAAAAUGUUAUGGAAAACCGAUUUACGUCCAGGUUAGGGCAACUGUCGACGGUCAAAUAAUUUCAGAUAUUUGUCACUUCCACGUCACUUGCCGACCAGAUGUUCCAUAUCAACUUGAAAUCGUCGAUGAGAGUGGAUUGGAGCACUUUGAAUACGAGGCUGGGUCCAGUUUUAACUUUUUGACGGUUACUUUGCUAUCAGAAGAUGAAACUAAAUAUGCGUCGGCGGAUAAGGAACAUCUCUCACUGCAUCUUACGCCAGUAAAUGGAAUUUCAUCCACACCUAUGGAUCCCAUCCCGGCUAGCAGUGUACACCAGGGUGUCUAUAGAUUUGACCAAGUGCCAACCAAAGCAGGAAAUUAUGAAGCAAAAUUUGUAUACAGAAAUGGGUCCGUACAAAUUUCAGAAACGUUUAUGCAUCCCCUUAAGAUAUGUGCUGGACGGGUUCAUUCCCUUAAACCAGUGGAAGAUCCUGGUGACCGGUCAGUAUCGAAUAAUCCCGAAAACGAGGAGAAUCGAAUUAUUGUCGCCAAUCUAAAACUCGUACUCGCCGAUCAAUAUGGAAAUGUUGUUAAUGAAGGUGAAAAUUCUUCAAAUGGCGAGAAUAUGAAUUUGCUGAAGGGAUUUGUCAGAAUAGACUUUCCUAGCGGGAUAGAACUAGAAAACUUGGAAAACCAGGUCAAUCUGUUAUCCCCUAUACAUUUUAUUAAUGGGUGUGCAAUCAUCCCCAGAUUGGUGGUCUUGGCAGGUCUGGAGUUGCCAAACUUUUCUAAACAUGAGAUUCGCUUUACCCUAAAUUUGACAACAAACAAUUUAGAAUUUGUGUAUGCGUUAGAAUUCAAAUUUUUUAACGAUCCCAAACAACUUGCUGAGAGCCGUAAAUUCCAGGAGAAAAUAGAAACUUUGGACAGGAAAAUUACAGGUCAUGACGAAAGCCUCAAAUUAGUUGGAAAUACCAUCAAAACUAUACAGACUACUAUAGAAAGAAUGAGGGGUAAUGUGAGACAGGAGACGGAAAGCAUAAUGGCGAUUUCGUCUCCAGGUUUUGUUGAAACCUUGAAAACAUCCAAAGAUGUAACUGAACGAGAAGCAUGUCUAAAAGCAGACGAGAAUAGAUUAGAAGAGGGAAGAAGGAAGACGAAAUCUAAAUCCAAUAUUACCCCAGGACUCGGCGCAGGUGAGAGUGAUGUUUUAGGACGGAUUGGCCUGUUAGCGGAAAUAAAACUUGGAGGUGGCGGUAUCUCCGAGGAUCUAAAUCUUCAACGCCUUCUUUCAUGGUAUUUGCAAAAUAAAUUGACUGUCAUCGUUACAGAAACGGCGGAGAAAGGUCGCGAACUGGAAGCUCGUAAUCGUAAAGAGCAAUUUAUGCUACUGGAUAUUGUUAAGGAUCGCCCGCCUGCCAAACAUGUUUUAUCCGGACCUGGUAAUCCAGUCUAUGCUCACACUCUGCUGGACUUCACCAACCCCUUAGCUACAGCAUCGACGAGGAAAGUGUUCAACAAAAUUCUGGGCGAUACAAUAAUCAUGGACGAUCUACCAACGGCUAUCGAGUUCAUGAAAAAAUACAACACGGGGAGGUUUAAUUGUCCAACAAUCCUCACACGGGAUGGGAGGCGCCUCAUGGGUGACGGAAUAAUCGGUGGAAGGCAAACCCGUAUGCCUGAUAGGAUUCCGCUAUGGUUUGGAUUGGCUCCUUGUGCAGAGUUAAGUCAGAUUCGUGCACAGUUAAGAAGGUUACCCAUUCUAAAGAAGAAAAUGGAAGAGGUUGAAGGAGUUGAAAGGACGGAUCGAGCAAGGCUUGAGAAGCUACGAGAGGAUUAUGAUCAGGUUAAGGCCGAGCUUCAACAAUGGCAAGAAGAACGGAAGGAGCUUUUGGAAAGAUUAGGAGCUUUAUCAACCCUUGAGAAAAAUUCUGCACCGCGGACUAGAUUGAUGGAAGGACAAGGUGACCAAGUAAUGCCUAAGAGGGCGAGACGAAACUAAGCGUUUCCAAAUAGGUUACGUUACGAACCGAAGCCAAAGUCAGGUUUUGUAAUGUGUAUAUAAUUAUUUUAAUUUGUUGAAUUACUUUAUGGAUGAUAAUAAACAAUGAAAUUUACUUUAUUGGCACUAUUACAUCAA
Molecule: messenger RNA, 6935 nt
Organism: Folsomia candida
Lineage: Eukaryota; Metazoa; Arthropoda; Collembola; Entomobryomorpha; Isotomidae
Product: structural maintenance of chromosomes flexible hinge domain-containing protein 1
Exons: 10
Coding region: 159-6797 (2212 amino acids)
Biological process (GO): chromosome organization; double-strand break repair
Cellular component (GO): chromosome
Molecular function (GO): ATP binding; protein binding
Source: RefSeq, a predicted model, not a curated record